Molecule: messenger RNA, 1239 nt
Organism: Fraxinus pennsylvanica
Lineage: Eukaryota; Viridiplantae; Streptophyta; Magnoliopsida; Lamiales; Oleaceae
Source: the annotation of a GenBank genome assembly
AUGGCUCACGCUCAUAGUAACAGUAAUAAUGACUAUGCAAAUGCUACUGUUACUGCUACUGGUGAUAACCAACAGAAGCUGACAGCAACGUUUCAUGAUUUUCUUGGAACAAAAGGCCAAAAUCCUGCUCCAGCAGCCGGAGGCGGUGGCCGUCCAUCGUCGGAGUUGUCUCCAUCAGCUUCUGCCUCCAUUAAUGCCUCUUCUUGUGGUGGCCGUGGCCCCAUCUCCACCACUUCUGAUUUGGGCUCCGAAAGACAUGUUGGCAGUCAUUUGGAGGGGAUACCAUUUUAUCGAUCAAGAGGCGACUUUACAGGACCCGAUACAAGUAAUAGGUUUGCAGGAACUAAACGAAGUAACUCUGACUCUUUUAUGGUGUCAUCAAAAGAGAUAUUUCCACAAGUGCGACCAGAAUCACUUGAGAGCUCACAUUUGAUGAAGCUACUGCGACAUAGCGGGGGAGAGCGACCUAGGUGGCCACAUGAUGAGGAAACAUCCUUUGCUAUGCAUCAAAUGAGACCAAUUUCGGCCUCUCUUAUAUCUCAAUCUUCUAGUGGCGGUAACUCCAAAUGGGAUCGAGCUAUUCCAAUGAGUCUUGGGCCGACAUUACCGUAUCCUCCACGUGCCGGUCAAGUUGUACCCUUUGGGCACCAAACACCAUCAAAUAGGUUUAAAGAUACGAAUCCUGGUCCUUCUGCCAUAUCUAGAACAGCUGCUGAUGAAGGAUCUAGGACUGGAAUUAAAGGGUCUGGAAUUUUGAGUUCUAUCAAUGCAACUGGAGGUGUUUCUGAGAGACAACCUUCAGGAGUGCUCAUACGUACUGAUAAACAGAAGUCCGCUGUUUACAUUCCUGAGCCAGAAUCGUCUGCUGCUACACCCAGUCAACACAGAAUAGAAUCAGCCAGUCGCCAAAUGACUAUAUUUUAUGGUGGUCAAGCCCAUGUUUUUGACAAAGUCCACCCUAACAAGGCAGAUGUUAUAAUGGCCUUAGCUGGAUCGAACGGAGGAUCUUGGUCAACAACUUACACUCCAAAAUCUGCAUCAGGGCCUCCGACUGGAGAUAAUUGUAUACCUAGCGAUGCAGGCAUCGCUAUACCAAGGGAGUUGCAUGAGGGCACAUCAGAUGGAGGGAAAUCCCACCAUGGUUUUGGCUCUGGCAGUCGUCCGGGGGGUAUCAUAACAAAAGAAUCAAAAAGUGGGGGAGCAUCCGAGGUCAAUGCUGGAGGUAAAGGCGAGGCGUAA